AUGAACAUCAUCAAAGUCGUUUGGUUCACACCACCCAAAAACCUUGUCAUCAGCAUGUACCACGAUCCUGUCAAACUCUUUGCCCAACCAUUUUACAUCAUCAUUGAAGGUCCCAAUAAUCGCUGGCGUCAUGAGGCCGCUCGUCAGCCAUAUUCUAAGUUUGAGGCACUGCCAGUUCCAAAACCCCAAGUGGAACUGGUCACGAGGGUGUCAUCAGUAGGGAAGGCUCAUGUAGACAAAGGGAAGGCCGAAAUGAGGGCCAACCUUGCGCCAUAUGAUGCAACUGCUCCACGUCAGAAUAAAGCUGUGUCUGGCCAUGACAAGUAG
Suillus subalutaceus is the source of this 327-nucleotide messenger RNA. RefSeq lists its product as uncharacterized. The coding region runs from base 1 to 327 and encodes 108 amino acids. The record is from RefSeq and is a predicted model, not a curated record. NCBI's taxonomy places the organism in Eukaryota, Fungi, Basidiomycota, Agaricomycetes, Boletales, Suillaceae. The transcript has 2 exons.